This is a messenger RNA of Ochlerotatus camptorhynchus, 672 nucleotides long. RefSeq names its product protein C19orf12 homolog. The coding region runs from base 190 to 612 and encodes 140 amino acids. The record is from RefSeq and is a predicted model, not a curated record. NCBI's taxonomy places the organism in Eukaryota, Metazoa, Arthropoda, Insecta, Diptera, Culicidae. The transcript has 2 exons.
UCUCAUAUGCGUGCGCACAUUUCGAUUGCUGAUAAGCUUACUGGAAACGACGAAUGGUACUUGAAGAUAACAACCAGGUUGAAGAUUGCGUUCAAGCCAUUCAAGCAGUAUGAGUUUGCAGCUCGUGAAGUAGCGCCGAUUCCUCAUUGUUCUAGAAGCCCAUAAUAUUCAACAAGCGUAAAAACAAAAAUGCCUAUCAACACGCGCGAGCUCAUGGAAGCCGUCGGCACCCUCACGGACAAGGAAGGCAUGAAAGUUACUCUGAAAAGCAGUGCCAAAGGAGCUGCGGUUUGUGGCACUGCCUGUUUCAUCGGAGGAGUGCUGGCUGGUCCGGUGGGGUUGGCCGUGGGUGGUACGAUCGGUGCCAUCAGCGCCGGCUACAUGAGCCGAGGAAAGUUCCAUCCGGUGAGCCACAUCAUCAUGCACGAAAUGUCCGAGCGGGAACGGGAGAAGCUCAAGGAUCACAUUGUGGCCUCGCUGGCCGAAUUCCAUCCCACUGACAUAGCCAUAUUGUUGCCACUACUGAUGGGGAAUCUGGCGGCACAGCGGGCUGUGCUCAACACAGUGGCUUCGUUCAUUACCAACGAAAUGCGGAUGCAGAUCAUCGAUUGACGACGGCGGUGCUUCUCUCUUUGCUUUUUAGCGUUGUUUCUUUUCCAAAUGUGAUAGGCA